UCGAUCAUUAAAACUUCCCACGUCAGCGUCGUGACGUCGAUUUUACUUCGGCUGAAAAGGAAAAAGAAAGGAAAUAAAGAAGUGGGCUUGCGAGCGACUCCCCCUGCGAGCAUGAAGCCCACAGGUGUGCGGACGGGAUAAUGAACCGCUACUGUCUGUGGUUGACAGUGCGAGUCGGAUUAUGGAGCAGGGGCGCAAUGUGGCGUAUGGAAGCGGCGAGAGUCUGGCGGCGUCGUCGGGUUCACAAACCCUGGCCCAAGGAGAAGAAACGACGGUCACAAUCAAACUUUUCACAGCUGGACAACAUGACCCGGAGUUUGAAGGAGAGAACGAAGAUGAGACGCCAGGGGAUGAGGAUGAGGAUGAAGAGGACGAAAAGUUAGACGACAUCCUCUACCCGCCUCCCACAUCCCUCAGGAAGUCCAGUGACCCCGAGCUGCUGACUCAUGGGUUAAGUCUGGCUCUCAAACUGAAACGACAUCUCAGUGAGGAUGGAAAACAUGUUCGCAGACGGAGCCUGGGAGGUGGUCUCACAGGAAAGUACCUCCUGCUGCCCACCGCCCUGCAGCAGAUGCAGACGACACCACAACUGUCCUCGGAGACCUCCAACCUGCUUCGCAUGCGUUCCCUGAACCUCGGGAAGUCAGAUCCCUCCCUCACCUCCAGCAUGAAGGAGCUGAGUCUUCCACGAAGAGGCAGCUUCUGCAGAACGAGCAACAGAAAAAGCCUGAUAGGAAGCGGCCAGUCGUCAGGUUUACCCCGACCUCACUCUCCCCUCUCAUCUCUUGCGGGAACAAGCCCACAGGACAGCCCUAGAAAUUUCUCUCCCAGUGCCUCUGCUCAUUUCUCUUUUGCACGAAGUCAUUGCCACAGAGCAGACAGGACCGACGGUCGCCGCUGGUCACUGGCUUCACUUCCCUCCUCUGGAUAUGGAACCAACACCCCCAGUUCCACGGUCUCUUCAUCCUGUUCAUCACAGGAGAAGCUGCACCAGCUGCCCUUCCAGCCCACACCUGACGAGCUGCACUUUCUCUCCAAACACUUCUGCACCGAGAGCAUCUCUGGGGAUGAAUGCCGCAGGACGACGGCCAUGCGACCGCGCUCGCGCAGUCUCAGCCCUGGACGAUCCCCGUCCUGUUAUGACCAUGAGAUCAUUAUGAUGAAUCAUGUCUACAAGGAGCGGUUUCCAAAGGCCACAGCUCAGAUGGAGGAGAAGAUCCAGGAGAUCAUUCGCAGCAGCUCCCCGGAGAGCGUCCUCCCUCUGGCAGACGGAGUGCUCGGCUUCGCCCAUCACCAGAUCAUUGAACUGGCCCGCGACUGUCUGGAAAAAAGCCGGCUGGGACUCAUCACAUCCAGCUACUUCUGCGAGCUCACCGACAAGCUGGAGAGGCUUGUUCAGGAGUCCACAGAGAGGUCGGAGAGUGAGGAGGUGAAUUUCGUCAGAGAGCUGGCGAAGAAAAUCCUCAUCGUGAUAGCGCGACCUGCUCGACUGCUGGAAUGUCUGGAGUUUGACCCAGAGGAAUUUUACCACCUUUUGGAGGCGGCUGAAGGACACGCUAAAGAGGGCCAGGGCAUCAAAACAGACAUCCCCCGUUACAUCAUCAGCCAGCUGGGACUCACUCGAGAUCCUCUGGAAGAAAUUGCUCAGCUGACCAGCUGUGACAGCGGGAUCGCAGAAACCCCAGAAACAGAUGACUCUUCUCAUAGCCUCAGUUCGACCCUGAGGUGCCGAAGGAAACCCUGCGAACUGGACUUUGAGCUGGCAAAACUCAUUAGCAAUGGUGCCUAUGGAGCCGUUUAUUUAGUUCGACACAAGGAAACAAAGCAGCGGUUCGCCAUGAAGAAGAUCAACAAGCAGAAUCUGAUAUUGAGGAAUCAGAUACAGCAGGCCUUCGUGGAGAGGGAUAUCCUGACCUUCGCCGAGAACCCUUUCGUUGUGUCCAUGUAUUGCUCCUUUGAGACGCGGCGGCACCUCUGCAUGGUCAUGGAGUACGUUGAAGGCGGAGACUGCGCCACCCUUUUGAAGAACAUGGGUCCGCUGCCUGUGGACAUGGCCAGGAUGUACUUUGCAGAGACCGUCCUGGCUCUGGAAUAUCUCCACAACUACGGCAUCGUCCACCGGGACCUCAAACCUGACAACUUGCUGGUGACUUCCAUGGGUCACAUCAAGCUGACAGACUUCGGGCUCUCCAAAGUCGGGUUGAUGAACAUGACCACCAACCUGUACGAAGGACACAUUGAGAAAGACGCCAGGGAGUUCUCCGACAAGCAGGUUUGUGGGACUCCAGAGUAUAUUGCUCCCGAAGUGAUCCUGAGACAAGGCUACGGGAAGCCGGUGGACUGGUGGGCCAUGGGAAUCAUCCUCUACGAGUUCCUGGUGGGCUGCGUGCCUUUCUUUGGAGACACGCCGGAGGAGCUGUUUGGACAGGUCAUAAGCGAUGAGAUCAACUGGCCUGACGGAGAGGACGCUCCCCCUCUUGAUGCUCAGGAGCUCAUUACCCUGCUGCUGAGGCAGAACCCUCUCGAAAGGAUGGGCACAGGAGGAGCUGCUGAGGUCAAGCAGCAUUCGUUUUUCCACAACCUGGACUGGAACGGCCUCCUGAGGCAGAAGGCCGAGUUCAUCCCUCAACUCGAGUCAGAAGACGACACGAGCUACUUCGACACUCGCUCUGAGAGGUACCAUCACCUGGAGACGGAGGAAGAGGACACAAACGACGAGGACUUUAACAUGGAGCUGCGGCAGUUCUCCUCCUGCUCUCACCGAUUCUCCAAGGUUUACAGCAGCCUGGAUCUGUCUCGUGGGCAUCUGGAGGAGAAAGGAGAGAUGGAGGAGAAGAAGAGCGAGAGCCCGCUGACUGUGGACUCUCUCAGCUGGACACCAGACUUUGCUGAAAUGCCCUCGCUGUCCCACUCCACCGACACAGACAGCUUGAAUCAGGGCUCUCGUCCCAGUUUGCUGCCAAAGUUUGCCAUCUCGGCUGAGAGCGAAGGAGACGACACCUCGGGCCUCGGUGACCCCAGCAAAGCAUCUUUCUCCAUCGGGGAGCUGGCGCAGGAGGAGCCUGACGCCACUACUCCUGGCAGCACCCACAGCGGAGCCACGCUGUCAGGAAGCUUCUCAGAACAUCUGGAUCAGCUGACACCCAAAGGUGAGGGUGCGGUGAGCCCGGACGGUACCAAUCAUGCUUCUACAGACCAGGGCCCUCAGGCUGCCAUUCUAAGACCAGACAGCGCUGCAUCGAAGCCCGGAGCUGUGGCCAAAGUCCCCAAAUCCGUGUCAACUGGAGCUCUGUCCCUGAUGAUCCCCGGAGAUAUCUUCGGGGUGUCUCCACUGGCCAGCCCUCUCUCUCCUUACUCCCUCUCCUCAGACCCGUCCUCCAGAGACUCCUCCCCCAGCAGAGACUCCUCCCUCUGCGCCGCCAACCCAAGGCAGCCGAUCGUCAUCCACAGCUCUGGGAAGAAAUUUGGUUUCACGCUAAGGGCCAUCCGAGUGUACGCGUGUGACAGCGACAUCUACACCGUCUACCACAUGGUUUGGAACGUAGAAGACGGCGGUUCUGCACACAAAGCGGGACUCAAAGCCGGAGACCUCAUCACCCACGUGAAUGGAGAACCAGUUCACGGACUCGUCCACACGGAGGUGGUGGAGCUCCUGCUGAAGAGUGGUAGUAAAGUGGCCAUCUCUACAACUCCCUUUGAAAAUACGUCUAUAAAAACUGGCCCAGCCAGAAGGAACAGCUACCGGAGCAAGAUGGUGAGAUGUGGGAAAAAAAACAAAAAGGAGAAGACUCCAGAAAGGCGGCGCUCUCUGUUCAGACGCUUCGCCAUGCAGCCCUCUCCGCUGCUCCACACCAGCCGCAGUUUCUCCUCCCUCAACCACUCUCUGUCUUCUGGUGAGAGUCUCCCCGGCUCCCCCACCCACAGCCUCUCCCCUCGCUCCCCCACCGCCGCCCUACGCCCCGCACCAGAUUUCACCCAGUCAGGAGGGAACUCGUCCCAGAGCAGCUCCCCCAGCUCCAGCGCCCCCAACUCCCCCGCGGGCUCGGGCCACAUUCGUCCCAGCACUCUGCACGGCCUCGGCCCCAAGCUGCCGGGUCAGAGGCUUCGACAGGGGCGCCGCAAGUCUGCCAGCAGCAUUCCCCUUUCUCCGCUGGCCCGCACGCCUUCGCCCACCCCUCAGCCAGCGUCUCCUCAGCGCUCGCCCUCUCCCCUGUUCAGCGGACAUUCUGUAGCCAUUUCCAAGACAUCGCAAGCCUUCCCCGCCAUGAUGCAUUCCCCGCCAACGAUUGUGCGCCACAUAGUCUGCCCCAAAAGUGCAGAGCCGCCUCGUUCACCCCUCCUCAAGCGCGUCCAGUCCGAGGAGAAGCUGUCCCCGUCCUACACCGCCGAGAAGAAGCAUCUCUGUCCCAGGAAACACAGCUUGGAGGUGACCCAAGAGGAGGUUCAGGAUGAGGAGAUGAGGACUGGUGAGCGGGACUAUACCGUCCUGCAGAGUGUAGAAGAAACAGCCUGUGAAACACCGGCGGUCACCCGCCUACGACCCGUGGAACAGGGCUGCUUGAAGAGGCCCAUCAGUCGCAAAAUGGGCCGGCAGGAGUCUCUGGAGGAGCUCGACAAAGAGAAACUGAAAGCCAAGGUGGUUGUGAAGAGACAGGAAUGGUCGGAGAGGAGGGAGUCUCUGCAGAAGCAGGACGCCUUCCACGAAUCGGACUCUUUACUACCCUGUGGUGAGGACAGGGAGGAAGGGUUAUUGCUCCGAAGUAAAAACAAAACCCCCGAGUCCGGCCCGGGAGAAGCCAAAGCUGCUAGCGCAACACUCAAAGACGUCUUGUACAAAAAACUGUCUGCACGUGCCUCUGAGGCCGUGGCUGAGCCAUCCGGGUCUGAUGGCGAAGGCGUUCCCUGGUCAGCUUGCUGCUCCGUCCACCCAGAGCGGCAGCACUCUCGACAGAGCAAAGACGGCGUGAAGCCAGAGCGGCUGGACUUCAAAGCUCCCAGCAUCGAGUUCACCAGGAAGAGGCUGUCAUUCGAGGAACGGGAAGACUGCAUGUGCCGACUGUCAAGCGGCAUCCACGAGAACCUGCACUUUGGCUCCAUGAGAUCCAAGAGCCUCCAGCUGGACACGUCCAUGUCCCACGACCUCAUGAAGGGAAGCCUUCACUCCAAUCCUGAAGGUCUGGCGCCAAAACUCUUCUCCGGGAGGGGAGAGAGCGCCGUGGAAAAACUGCAGCUCAUCUCGUCCGCAGAGUCUCCGCUAAGAAAGACGUCGUCCGAGUACAAGCUGGAGGGACGCCAGGUCUCCUCCCUCAAGCCUCUGGAGGGCACGCUGGACAUCGGCCUGCUGUCGGGACCCAGAGUUUCCAAGCCGGAAACCUGUUUACCGAAGAUGAUGGAAAACACAAGUGACACUGUCUCCACCAAUCCUCCGGUCUGGCUCCAGAGUCCAACCGAGAAGCAGAUGACCGUCCCCCAACUGAAAACCAGUGACAAGGUCAAGAGUCCACUGACCUCUGAAGCGGUUUCUUCUUUCAAUGGCACAGUCGUCUCCAAAGAGCCGUCAAACAUCGCAGCGGCUGAAUUUAAAAUCCCCUCAAGCGGUGAGAAGACACAGGAAAAACACCGAGAAUUGCUGAAGUCUUCGAUCAGCAAAGUGGACACCUUCACUGUCAAACAGGAGAGCCGGACCGGAGCUAAGGCCGCCGCCGCCGCCUCCUCCACGCUGUCUCACGACCACAGAGCUCCUCGCCACAGCUCCCACUUCUCCUGCGGGAAAACACCCUCCAUUCGGGAAGUGAGCAACGAAGAUCAGGAGGAUGAGGUGGAGGAUGAUCACGUGGCACCAAGCACAACGUCUGAUGAAAUGCAGACUUCAGCAAAGACGGAUGUCGACGUUAAACCUCAGGCCGCAGCUGCCAGCGAACCUUCACGAAGCACAGCGGGUCGAAACUCGGUCUUUGAGAUGGGUCGGCUCCAGAGAACAGCUGCCGCACAGAACUUCGGUCCUCAACCGACUCCACGGAGGGCCUUCCCGUCUGCACUCGCUCCGGGGGAUGAGCUCUCCAGACAACAACCGCCAAACAUCUGCUCGUCACAAGUUUUUGAACGCGAUUAUAAAUCCUGCAGCUUAAAGUCGGAGCGUGUCUGUGAAGCAAACGUCGCCGUGGACUCUGCUAAGUCCAACGGAUCGCCUGUGAAGGCGACUGGAGGUUCUGAAAUCAGCACAUGCACCGCUAAGAAAGAUGUUCACACGGUUAAAACCGGCGCUUUGUCAAAUACAGCCACAGAAGACAAAGCGAAUGUGAGCAAAAACGAAAACGCUGUGUCUGGGGUGGAGGACGUGCCACAGAAGAAGGGAGCUCCCGUUUCACCAAAGAUCACAACCGGGCUGAGAGAUUCAGAGCUGCUCUCAAAACACUCCCCCUCUGAAAGAACCAAACAAAAAUCUGCAGAAUCUGAAAUCAAGAAAGAAAAAACUGUGAUCUCCCCGGCAAAGCUAAAAGGGUCGGCCCCGGCAGCUACAGGGGAAAAUGCUUCGAGUCCCAGGAGCAGGUCCAAACCUGACCCCCAACAUGCAACUUCCUCCACUACAAAGGAGCCGAAAUCCCACAUCGCUGCUGCUCCGGUCCCCAGAUGCAGUCCCAACUCAAAACAGCGAAAUCCGUCCAAAGAACCUGCAGCAGGAGCUCCAAACCGGAGAGAAGCCUCGUCGUCGUCCGCCGGGGCGGACGGGAAACGGGAGGAGUCGACACAUUCACCCUCCGGAGGAGACGGGAAGCACAGAGAGACGCAGUCCAGAUUCUCUGUAGCAGGAAAAGACAACACGGACAAGUCAAAACCGCUCCCUCCUAAGUCUGUCUCAGCCACGUUGACUCUGAAGCCUGCCGUCACUCCGACUCCAGCUGUUAGACCGACUCCAGAGGUCAGACCUAAAGACCACGCGGCCAAGAGCCAAGACUCAAAACCGAAAGACGUGAUCUUUCCCAUCGCUGCACCUCAGCAGCUCAGGAAGGAGACGUCAGGCGGUUCCGGUCAGCCUGAUCCGCCGCUGGUGCUGCCAAAACCUGCAGCGAAGAAGGAUGCGCUCUCUCAUGGCGGCGGGGCUGCAUCCGGCAGGGUGUCAGGCUGCGAGCCCAUCACCAAACCAUCUAAAGAGAUCCUCAAGACCGAAACCCUCAAACCUGACAGCCACAAGUCUCCUGAGACCCGAACCAGCACCACCGACAAGCCACUAACCUCCAGCCGGAAGGAGUCGGCGGAAAAGAAGAAAAAAGAAGCACUUCAAGAGGGCUCUACUGUGCAGAAAAACGCAAAAAGAGACGCACCAAGAGCUCCGCCGUCUGCUCUCAGAGACCCCGCGGACAGAGACGGCAGCAGGAGCAAACCACAGAAGGAGUCCCUGCGGAGCUCCGGCAACAAAAAAUGAAAUGGGCAGCCCACGCACUCGCUCCAGAGACUCCAUGUAAUUAGUCCAAGCGUCAUCACGCCCUCCGGUUUAGUUCCGUAUGUUUGAGGACCGGCGACGCUGUUACACGCCUGACGCAGCGGCGUGGACCAGCGCGAGACGUUCUUAGUCUGAAUGUAGGCAAUCAGUGUUUUACUAUCAAGUGAAUGUUUGAAAGUUUGUUUCCGUUUUUUUUUUUCUUCUCCACCACCGAAUGCUUCGUGCAAUCAGUGUGUCAAGGGUUAGGAGAAGAGCCUGGCAGAGGGGCGGAGCUUCGGAGGGGCGGAGCUUCGGAGGGGCGGAGCUUCGGAAAGGCUGUGACGUGCUGAAGAAUCAGUGCCAUAAAAGAUUUUAAAUUGCACUCUUAAACACGUAGACUCUAGCAGACCUGAAGUCCGGUGUUUCAAUGCAGUAGACCACACGACUUGGCUCAGCAGUUCGGCAGCUGGCGGAUUGUUUCUGCUCAUCUUUACGCGUUUGUUUGGCGCGAUUGAAGUCUGUGUUUUUUUUUUGUUUGUUUUUUGCAGUGGUACACAGAGGCAAUGUCCUGUGCUUUUCACCUAAAACUUAAAAAGAAACAUGUUCCGGUUAUAGAAAGGAAAAAUUGGUGACUGGGGCCUUAGAUUUAUGGGAAAUGACUUAAAAAAAUAAAUAAAAAUCUUGCUGUUCUUAGCAAGACGUGGUGUUAAUUCACAUUCCACUACCAUCUGUACAUAUGUUUUAGAUUUUUAUGCAAUGUAGUGUAAAUACAACGUGGUGAACCGGAGAAACGUGGGCUUACAUGGUUGUUGUUUGUACUUUAUGUAAAGACUUUGCAGUGUCCUGUUUGUAUGCUUGAUAUUAAAGCCCCACUGUGUAGCAGUACCACGUCUGAGCACGCAGGGCCAGCACAUCACAAAGUUAACCGGCAAAAGACAUGCCGGCCCAUCCCAACUUAUUAGCACAGUAUUGUACGUGGGUAUUCUGUAAACACAGCUGGUUUAUACACCCCCGUGUGGUCAGAUGUGGUGUUACUACAUAUGGUGGCUUUAACGUGUUCUGCUUUGAUAAGUGUGUGGUCUAAAGUAAGCUCCUGCCUCAUCAGUGGUAUCCUCCUCAUCGUGACAAAUGACAUGUUUCCACAUGUUCCAGAUUUGACUUGAAGGGUGAGGUGAAGGUGUGCAGGGCGGACUGGGCUGUUUCUAAAGAUGUAGCAUCAAAUCAAACUGUGAGAGGUGUUUUCCUAGAGUGUGCUGGUGUGUUUAGGAGGACGCUGAAAUGUCCGUGGACGGCUUCAGGCUUCACCCGGGCAAACAUUUUUACAAGGACUACAAGUGUUUGCAAUGCAUAGUUCACAUCCUGGACAUAAAUAUGACAUUAAUGUGCAAAUACUUGGUACUAGACCUAUAGGCGUGUAACCUCAUCACUUUCAGCUAUUUAGACACACUUCCAAACUUUAGAUGCCUUUGAAUCGAAAAAACCCUUGAAGACAGCCAGCAAGUAGCCGGGGCCUCUAGAGUUAGCAGUAUUUGCUCUGCUGCACAGGCGAUUUAAACAGCAGUUAUCUUAUCUAAUACCUAUAAUAUAUUUAACAAUUGAACUUGCUGCAGCAUUUGUAUCUAAAUGUUACGCACACUGUAUCUGGGAGGUAAUGAUUGACGGCAAAGAUGUAAAUGGUGGUCACUUUAUGUAGUAAUACUACUUGUGACCACACAAGGGCAGCAUAUCACAAGAAGCUUCAGCCCCUAGUGUGAGAGUCUUCUAAGUGCACCUCUAGUGGGCCAAAAGUGGCACUACGAACCACCACAGCUAAUGUACUCACCCCCUUGUGGUCAGACGUGGUGCUGCUGUGUAGAGUGCUUUUAAAAGAAGAAAACGUUUACCUGUGUUGGGUAUUUUAAAUGUAUUGUGAGAGAACAAAUGCACCUUAAAGUUAAUAUUAAUGGCUAGAGGAGGACUUUUUAAGCUGAAAGUGGAUAAAACACUUGAUUUUCAACAAUUAUAACCCUCUCAGCACCCUUUCCUUCUUUUUUUUUUCUUUUUUGUUUCCUGUGAUGAAAGACAUGUAAAUCCUCAAUGCACAUUCAGAGUUUGUUUACAAAGCAUCAUGGAUGAAUAUUUUGUAUAUCGUUGAUUUGCCAAAUCUACGUUCUGUGUCUUGGGUAACGUUGCUUGUAGCCGUGCGCUCCUUCGCCACCAGGAUGUUUGUUUGUGCAGUAAUCGGUGUCUUUUCACGCAUUGGGUUAUUCAUUGUCUGCCUGUCUCUUCGGUUCAUUUUCUUCCUCUGUGUAGAACUAGUGUUAGAUGAACUUGGUCACGAUGGUUUGUCUUUUAGAACAUGUGCAAUAAAAGUGUUUUGAGUUUUGUAUUUUUGCCCAAGGAAAGCUCUAUGGAUGUCAUAGAUGUUGUAUAUUAAAAGAUAUUUAUACUUCUAAUGUUGCGUAAUACUGAAAA
Cololabis saira (Pacific saury) is the source of this 9874-nucleotide messenger RNA. It is a transcript of the gene mast4, whose product is annotated as microtubule associated serine/threonine kinase family member 4. The record is from RefSeq and is a predicted model, not a curated record. The transcript is spliced from 30 exons. Gene Ontology annotation, biological process: intracellular signal transduction; peptidyl-serine phosphorylation. Gene Ontology annotation, molecular function: ATP binding; magnesium ion binding; protein binding. NCBI's taxonomy places the organism in Eukaryota, Metazoa, Chordata, Actinopteri, Beloniformes, Belonidae. Bases 182 to 7423 code for a protein of 2413 amino acids.